Onychomys torridus (southern grasshopper mouse) is the source of this 2581-nucleotide messenger RNA. RefSeq names its product casein kinase 1 gamma 3 (gene Csnk1g3). Gene Ontology annotation, cellular component: cytoplasm; plasma membrane; nucleus. The record is from RefSeq and is a predicted model, not a curated record. NCBI's taxonomy places the organism in Eukaryota, Metazoa, Chordata, Mammalia, Rodentia, Cricetidae. Gene Ontology annotation, molecular function: protein serine/threonine kinase activity; ATP binding. Gene Ontology annotation, biological process: endocytosis; positive regulation of canonical Wnt signaling pathway; peptidyl-serine phosphorylation. The coding region runs from base 753 to 2123 and encodes 456 amino acids. The transcript is spliced from 14 exons.
UCCUCUUUUCUUUCUUUCUUUUUUUUUUCCUCCUCUCAUGUGUUCACUUCCGGGUCCGGUGCCGCUCCGGAUGCUCGAGGCCGAAGGAUGUUUGACCUCCGGAUAAGCGAGGCGCCGCCGUGCAUUCAUUCCCGGUUGCAUCGGUGGCCACAGCCGCGGCCCGGACAGCGACUCGGCGCUCAGCGGCGGCAGUAGGAGGCGCCGGCAGCGGCGGCGGCGGCGGCGGCGGCGCGCAGAGCCAGUCGACGCGGGCCGGGCCUUCCCCCCACCUCCACCCUCGCUCGCGCCUUCCUUGCCCGGCCUCGUUCAUCUUCUGCGGCCGCCCGGCGGCGGGGAUGUGCCGGCGCUGACGGGCUGGCGGGCGGGCGGACUCGCGCGCCGGGCCGAGCCCGCUGCCCGCGGCGGCGCCACUAAGCUCUCUAUCAACACCAGCUUGUAUCACCGAGAAGGUAAUUUUGAAGACAUACUUUGCUGAGAAGGAAUUUUGAAGACAUACUUUGCUGAGAAGAUAAUUUUGAAGACAUAUUUUGCUGAGAAGCUAAUUUUGAAGACAUACUUUGCUGAGAAGACAGCUGUGAACAGUUGUCCGAAUGGGAUGAACACGCAUCAGUUGACGGUCUACCCGCUGAAGUCUGAAUGCUGACAUUGCUCAUCGGGUACUGUUACCUAGUGAUGCACCUACUCUUACAGUACCCCAUUUCAUUGUGCUUGUCUUGAUUAAAGAAUUCAAAGUGGAGUACCGCAAACUUGAUAUGGAUAGUAAAAAGAAAGACAAGGACAAAUCAGAUGAUAGAAUGGCACGACCCAGUGGUCGAUCAGGGCACAGCACUCGAGGAACUGGGUCUUCGUCAUCCGGAGUUUUAAUGGUUGGACCUAACUUUAGAGUUGGGAAAAAAAUUGGAUGUGGCAAUUUUGGAGAAUUACGAUUAGGUAAAAAUUUAUACACAAAUGAAUAUGUGGCAAUUAAACUGGAGCCCAUGAAAUCCAGAGCACCACAGCUGCAUUUGGAAUAUAGAUUCUAUAAGCAGUUAGGAUCUGGAGAUGGUAUACCUCAAGUUUACUAUUUUGGCCCUUGUGGUAAAUACAACGCUAUGGUGCUGGAACUGCUGGGACCUAGUUUGGAAGAUUUGUUCGACCUAUGUGAUAGAACAUUUUCUCUGAAAACAGUCCUUAUGAUAGCUAUACAACUGAUUUCUCGCAUGGAGUAUGUCCACUCAAAGAACCUGAUAUACAGAGAUGUGAAACCCGAGAACUUCUUAAUAGGAAGACCAGGAAACAAAACCCAGCAAGUCAUUCAUAUCAUAGAUUUUGGUUUGGCAAAGGAAUAUAUUGAUCCAGAGACAAAGAAACAUAUACCAUACAGAGAACACAAAAGCCUUACAGGAACAGCUAGGUACAUGAGCAUAAACACACAUCUAGGAAAAGAGCAGAGUAGAAGAGAUGAUUUAGAAGCUUUAGGCCAUAUGUUCAUGUACUUCCUGAGAGGCAGUCUUCCUUGGCAAGGCUUAAAGGCUGACACAUUAAAAGAGAGAUAUCAGAAAAUUGGAGACACGAAACGAGCCACACCAAUAGAAGUGUUGUGUGAAAACUUUCCAGAAGAAAUGGCAACAUAUCUUCGUUAUGUACGAAGGCUAGAUUUCUUUGAAAAACCAGACUAUGAUUACCUAAGAAAGCUUUUUACCGACUUGUUUGAUCGCAAAGGAUAUAUGUUUGAUUAUGAAUACGACUGGAUUGGUAAACAAUUGCCUACUCCGGUGGGUGCAGUUCAGCAAGACCCUGCUCUGUCAUCGAGCAGAGAAGCACACCAGCACAGGGAUAAGAUGCAGCAGUCUAAAAACCAGUCGGCAGACCACAGGGCAGCUUGGGACUCCCAGCAGGCAAAUCCCCACCAUUUGAGAGCUCACCUUGCAGCAGACAGACAUGGUGGCUCGGUGCAGGUGGUAAGUUCUACAAAUGGAGAGUUAAACACAGAUGACCCCACGGCAGGACGAUCAAAUGCGCCCAUCACAGCCCCUACAGAGGUAGAAGUGAUGGAUGAAACCAACUGCCAGAAAGUAUUGAAUAUGUGGUGCUGCUGUUUUUUCAAACGAAGGAAAAGGAAAACCAUACAACGUCACAAAUGACUGGACACAGACAGAUCCUGGGGAGUUACUUACUUGUUCAUAUGCUGUCUCGUGAUUAAAAUCAUCUCUGUAGUGACCACAUAUAUUUUCAAGGACUCACUCUUGAAACAAAAAUGUCAUACUUUCAUAUUUCAUUUUGUGGUUUGUCUUACAUUCAUUUCCGCUCCUAAUUUAACUUUAUGGAAGCUUUAAAAUUUUGUCAAAAUGUGAGUGCUUUGCCCAUCAUUGAAUGGAAUGGACCAAUGAAGUGGUAUUGAUGAACACAGUUCCGGAGGACAUUUUCCAGAAGCUCUUCUAUUAUAGAAAACGAUACAGGUGUCCAAGUGUCAAUUAAUUGCACCUAAUUUGAUUUUUUUAAUGUCUUCUAUAAAAGCAUAAUCAAACAAAAAUUUUCUUCCCAAUGGAUAGUGCAGCAGAGAAAACAGUUGCCCAAAUAUUAAAAACAACUUUCUUGAAAA